AGCGUUUAAGGUGUUUAAAGCGCUAGAAACCAUUUAAAGCGACGCAAAAUGAAUUGUGUAUUAUUAAAUGUAACAUAGCAUUGCUUUAUCUAACAUGUAUUAUCGUCGAGUGAGCAAAGUAACAAUGAAAACUCGCGAGUAACAGAAAAGAUGCGUCUCAUUACGCGCCCUUUAUCGUGAUUCAGUUUAUCAUAAACACGAAUUCCGCCACUGUCGACUGUGGCGAGUAGUAAUAAAACUUUACAAAACUCUUAAUCAAAUACUUUCCAAAAAGAUUCAGUGAUUCGAAGUGCUGUAUUUUUCCUGCUUAUCUUCAUUCCUACAAAUCAUACCCAAGCUGCUUAAUCUAUUAAGUGACAAACACAGAGAAAACUCCUGGGGAAGCGACUGAGAGCCAAGCGACAGUAUUAUAAAGAUGGCGUUUAUUAAAGUGGUGAGUGAAGAUAUGAAGAUUGAAAAAACGUACAAUGUGAAACAUGAAGAUACUGAGGAACAAACAAAGAUGGAGUUUAUUAAAGAGGAGAGUGAAGACUUUAGGAUUGAAGAAACAUUCACAGUGAAAAAUGAAGAUUCUGAAGAACAAACAGACCUGAUGGUGUUGAAAGAGGAGCAUCAAGAUCUGAAUGAAGUGAAAGAGAAAGAUCAGAGCAAGACGCAUCGUAAUUUCACGACUGAAGAAAAAUCUACACAGACUGAAAAUACUACCUCACGAAAAAAGCAUCAAAAGUCAGGGACUGUAGGUAAUGUCAUCUGCCAUCUGUGUGAUCUACGUUUCAGAAAACAAGAAAACCUUGACGUCCACAUGAGAGUUCACACUAAAAAGUUUUACCCCUGCCAAGAGUGUGCAAAGAUUUUCAAAGAUUCAAUAAGGUUUAAAAUCCACAUGAGAAUUCACACUGGAGAGAAGCCUUUCAACUGCUCUCAGUGUGGAAUGAAUUUCAGUCAAAAAGGAACCCUACAAAAUCAUAUGAGAGUUCACUCUGUAGAGAAGCCUUACAUGUGCCAACAGUGUGGAUUGGGUUUCAGGCAUAAAGUAAACUUUAAAAGCCACAUGAGAACUCACACUGGAAAGCCGCCUUACAUCUGCCAGCAGUGUGGAACAUCUUUCACUCAGAAAGGAAACCUUACAAGACACAUGAACAUUCACACAGGAAAGAAACCUUGCAUAUGCCCUCACUGUGGAAACAGUUUCAGUCAAGAUGGAAACCUUAAAGUCCACAUGAGAAUUCAUUCUGGGGAAAAAUAGAAUAGUAAACAUUUGUACAUUUCUAAAGUUGUUUAAAUGUAAAACUGAUUUAGAAACUGUACACACGCCCUUGAUGCACAUUAUGUAAAUCCAACACUUUACAUACUGAUAUGCUCAUACGAUCACAUGAGAUCUGUAAAUGAUAUGUAACAUGUUUAUGCAUGAUGAAGAGAUUAGACUUUAGUUUUGUGGAUGCAGAAAGCUUUCUAUUAUGAUUUAUUCAUGUAUUUACACAUCAAGUAUAACAGGUGUGUACUGCAUUGUAAGUGCUGAAUGGUGAGGAUAUGGACAGCUGUCUUCUUGGAGACACAUAUAGUCUUAAACUGCUGUGCACCUGAUGUGAGCUUCAGUGCAGGGUAAAACCAGUUCACUAGAUCCCACACAGCACACAUGAGUGAAGGGAUUUAAUGUUCACCCACUGGAAUCACCUUACUCUAAGAUGUUUAUUCACUUCAAAACUAAUAAAUUACUCUUCUUUAAAAAA
Molecule: messenger RNA, 1730 nt
Organism: Megalobrama amblycephala (Wuchang bream)
Lineage: Eukaryota; Metazoa; Chordata; Actinopteri; Cypriniformes; Xenocyprididae
Product: gastrula zinc finger protein XlCGF49.1-like
Exons: 3
Coding region: 416-1246 (276 amino acids)
Biological process (GO): regulation of DNA-templated transcription
Molecular function (GO): DNA-binding transcription factor activity, RNA polymerase II-specific; RNA polymerase II cis-regulatory region sequence-specific DNA binding
Source: RefSeq, a predicted model, not a curated record